AUGGAUUGCUUGGCUGGAAAUUCCUCGACUAUGUGCGUUCUUACUAUUGGUUCUCCAAUAGACCCGAGUUUCAAAUUGAAAAUUUGUGCAUAUGUAGUCGAGAAGAUUACCGGUCGGUUGCCCUCUUGUUCUCUUACAGAUAUUGUAAGCUCUAGUUUUCCCGAUAUUACCAUGACCGAUGUCAUGUGUACCCGUAUGGAUAUUCUAUUAGGAGGAAAUGUUUAUCCAAAAAUUUUAACUUCGGAUGUUAAAAAGCAUCCGAAUGGCAACCUGAUCGCCCAGAGAACAGUUUUUGGUUGGAUAGUAACUGGUGAAGUUUUUCAAUCUGAACCCCCUUAUACUAUUGCAUCGUUUUGCAAUCAAGUGGAGCUGAACGCUCAACUCGCUCGGUUUUGGGAACUUGAAAAAGUUCCACAAGCGACACGGUUGUCGGAAAAUGAGGAAUAUUGUGAAGAACUUUACCGGACUACUACCUAUAGGAACCCCGAUGGUCGCUAUGUAGUUUCACUCCCUUUUCGUCGGGAAUUUCUUAAUGAAGUGACAUUAGGAGAUUCUCGACAUAGUGCUCUGUCCCAGUUUAGGCGAAAUGAAACUCGACUUUUGAAAAACCCCGAUCUAAAAUCACAGUAUGAUACUGUAAUUAGAGAGUAUUUCGAAAUGGGACAUAUCAGAGCAGUUAACCCCCCGAGUUCAGAUGCGACUAAUUAUUAUUUACCGCAUCAUGCAGUAUUUAAACCCGAUAGUGUGACCACUAAACUUCGUGUGGUAUUUAAUGCCUCGAACCCAUCCUCCAAUGGCGUAAGCCUUAAUAAUGUCUUGUACCCCGGUCCUGUUUUACAGGCAGACCUAACGGUCUUAAUCCUACAAUGGCGACUCUUUCGUUACGUUUUUAACGCUGACAUUGAGAAAAUGUAUCGCCAAAUUUUAAUUCAUCCCGAACAGACACAAUUUCAACGGGUCUUGUACCGCUGUAGUCCCGAAGCUGAUAUAAAGGACUAUGAGCUAAAUACUGUCACAUUCGGAGUGAAUUGUGCGCCGUAUUUAGCGAUUCGAACUCUUUUACAAUUGGCCAACGAUUGUAAACCCCUAAGUCCGUUAGCAUCUGAAAUUUUGAAAACCCAAAUGUAUGUCGACGACGUACUUGCUGGCUCUCAUGAGCUAGAAGACGCUUUUAGGAGACGUAUUGAACUUACCCAUGUUCUUGAAUCGGCUGGUUUCGUUUUGAGAAAAUGGACUGCCAAUCACAUACGUCUCUUAGAAGAUUUACCCCGUGAGAAUCUGCUUGAAAUCACGGAUUCAUUGCAUUAA
Molecule: messenger RNA, 1308 nt
Organism: Lucilia cuprina (Australian sheep blowfly)
Lineage: Eukaryota; Metazoa; Arthropoda; Insecta; Diptera; Calliphoridae
Exons: 1
Coding region: 1-1308 (435 amino acids)
Source: RefSeq, a predicted model, not a curated record